AACUAUGUUUGAAAUUCGCAACGCAAAGCAGUGGCGCGACGUGUUACGAAUUUUUCCUAUAGAUAAUAUUGUUGAUGCGAGUAUGCGACCCGAAAUGACUGCUGUGAUUUCACUGAUAUUGAGCCGAUCACUUCCCUCGCGACUCGCUCUCGGUCGUCCGUCGACGAUUUGGAUUCUUUCGAGUUUCCGUCAAAACGUACGGCUCGAUAAAUCGAGUUGAAAUAGGUUUCGACGAUUCUCGACUCUUUCCGGCUUUACUUUUGUUGAUUAUGACUUAAAAUCAAUUGAAAUGUUUUCGAUUUCAAGUUCAUUCAAGGUUCUUACCGAUUUUCUUUACAACAUCACUGUAGGCAGCGUCCCCGCGAAAAAAAUGUUCGAGAUAUCCCACGGUGUACCCAAUAAUUGAGCUUUUGUCGAUUUUGAACGAUUACCCAGGUGAAAAUGGUAUGUUAGAUGUGACUGCAGAUCUGAUAUAAGAUCUGGUAUAAGAUCUGAUAGGCGUUCACCACAACUUAUAACAGAUCUGACAUCAGAUCCGGAGUCAAAUCUGAUACACUAUUUUUACCUGGCUACCCUCUAUAAUUACUGUUCAUGAAAUAUCAUUGGUCAUUCUGAAAGUAGAUGAUGGACAAAUGACGAGCAAAAACUCAUUUCAAAACGAAAAUUCGACUUACCUUUUAUAUUCACGUACAGUUGUAGUUAUAUUUUCGACUUGCUAGGUUAUCUUGUAGUGACUCAAUUUUAAGCUUCGCAAAUUUUAAAAAUUAAAAAAAAAACAGUCUGAUUCAUAGUGCAAAACUCCAUAGAACUUGAGUAGAAACACUUCCGUUGAAAGAUGUCUGCGCGAAAAAGUAAUAACCGGCAAAGCUCAAAAUCGGCUAUUUUGACGAAUAAACCGGAAAUCGGUAGCACAAGACCAUCUAAAGGAAGUUUCCACUUCGAAAACGGAGACACUUACGAAGGCGGUUACAUUAUCGAGAAUAAUAAAAACAUUUAUCGACACGGUUAUGGAGUAUACCGAUGCAGCAACGGUGACGAGUACAGAGCAGUAUGGGACAAAGACAACAUAAGCUCGGAUUUUCAAGCAGUUUACAGCAAUACAUGCGAAUACAAAGGAGAAGUCGACGACGCUAAUGCAAUGAGUGGCAAAGGAGUCUACGUAUUUCCGGAUCGGUCGUCUCUCGAAGCCGAAUGGGCCGAUAAUUUACCGAUUUCAAAUUUUGUGUAUAAGGAUCCAUUGGGACACAAUUGGCUUGUUUUGGACAGCAAUGAGGAGGAAUUUAUUUUGGCGCCAGAAAUAAAAUUAAGAUAAAACAGUUAAGAAUAUUCACAACUUUGGAGUCUAAAAAAAUAAUUUACAAAUUUUUUGUCACUUUUUUUGUACAGUUUAGUUUGACGUUGCAUUACACAUCAUCAUUGUGAUAUUGUUUUAUAAAAAAAAAGAAAAAAAAGAAAAA
This is a messenger RNA of Trichogramma pretiosum, 1457 nucleotides long. RefSeq names its product phosphatidylinositol 4-phosphate 5-kinase 1-like. The record is from RefSeq and is a predicted model, not a curated record. Lineage: Eukaryota; Metazoa; Arthropoda; Insecta; Hymenoptera; Trichogrammatidae. The coding region runs from base 836 to 1312 and encodes 158 amino acids. The transcript has 4 exons.